Messenger RNA from Heterocephalus glaber (naked mole-rat), 691 nucleotides. RefSeq names its product mitochondrial ribosomal protein L51 (gene Mrpl51). NCBI's taxonomy places the organism in Eukaryota, Metazoa, Chordata, Mammalia, Rodentia, Bathyergidae. Gene Ontology annotation, molecular function: structural constituent of ribosome. The record is from RefSeq and is a predicted model, not a curated record. Gene Ontology annotation, cellular component: mitochondrial large ribosomal subunit. Gene Ontology annotation, biological process: translation.
UGGGAGCGGGGAUUGUACUUGGGCGGGGUCUGCACGAAAGGCUACCUGGGUAAGGCCCAAGAUGGUUGCCCACAGGCUUCUGUUUGGGUAAGGUUGUACGGUCGAUUCGUGUUGGCAUCUCCUUGAAGGCCACGCCUGCUCCACAUUCUCGGGCUCAUUUGAUGUGCUGUUGAGAGGAGCAGACUAGAGCAAUGGCAGGGGCCCUCUCUUGGAGGGCUGGUAAGAGCCUGUGGGCCUGGAUGACUUUGGGCUGCAGAAACUUCUCUCUGGGUGUUCCAGAAUUGUCGCGUAUCAGGCUCACCCUGCCGCCUCCCAAAGUGGUUGAUCGUUGGAAUGAGAAGAGGGCCAUGUUUGGAGUAUAUGACAACAUUGGGAUCUUGGGAAACUUUGAAAAGCACCCUAAAGAUCUGAUCAGGGGCCCCGUAUGGGUUCGAGGCUGGAAGGGAAAUGAACUGCAGCGUUGUAUCCGAAAGAAGAAAAUGGUUGGAAAUAGAAUGUUCAUUGAUGACUUGCACAAUCUUAACAAACGUAUCAACUAUCUCUACAAACACUUUAAUCGUCAUGGGAAGUACCGGUAGAAGAAAAAUCUGGGAUCUGUGGAAGAGGCAUGUGUAUCUUCCCUGAAUGGGACUUUUCCCUGUGAGGAAAGGAUUUCAUAUGCUCACUAAUAAAAUGGAGCUUUGAAAUGUGA